This is a messenger RNA of Striga asiatica, 465 nucleotides long. NCBI's taxonomy places the organism in Eukaryota, Viridiplantae, Streptophyta, Magnoliopsida, Lamiales, Orobanchaceae. The record is from the annotation of a GenBank genome assembly.
AUGUAUAGAUAUAGUGGGAAAAUCGAGCAUUUUCAAAAAAGGCAGUAUUUAUCCCCAUAUGCGGAUGCAAGUGGCUUGCAAGCGGGUUCCCUCGAGUUUGAUAAACGGGCGGUGGCCGUGAUGCACGAGCUGCUGAGCUUUACUCUCGAGAAGAGAUUAGUGACUGAUUAUUUGACGCAUUUUAGACGGGAGUUUACUAUGCCACAGAAGCUGAUGAGGCUUCUGCUGAAGCACCUGGGUAUUUUCUAUGUCUCGGAAAGGGGAAAGAGGUUUAGCGUGUUCUUGAAUGAGGCUUAUGAUGGUCCUGAGUUGAUCAAGAAGGAUCCGUUGGUUGUUUGGAGGGAGAAAGUUCUGAGAUUUGUCGGUCACAGGGGAAAGAAUAAGAAGAAAAUUGGGUCUUUUGAGGAUUUUUCAGAUGAGAAGAAUAGUGAGGCUUUGCUCGGAAGUGAUUAUGAAGAAAGAUGA